CCUCCUUUUUUCUUUCUUUGUACUCUCUCUCCCCUCACCGCCGCCCCCUUCGUCCCUGAUGGCUCCAGCGGGCGGACGAGAGUCCUCCGCCGGGGACGGUGGUGGAGGAGGACGGAAGGCCGAGGCGGCGGAGGAAGAGUGGAGGGCGCGGAGGGAGUCGAUCCCACCGUACAUGAGGGCGGUGUCGGGGUCCCUGGGGGGGGUCGUGGAGGCGUGCUGCCUGCAGCCGAUCGACGUGAUCAAGACGCGGCUGCAGCUGGACCGGUCCGGGAACUACCGGGGGAUCGCGCAUUGCGGGGCGACGGUGGUGCGGACGGAGGGGGUACGGGCGCUCUGGAAGGGGCUCACCCCCUUCGCCACCCACCUCACCCUCAAGUACGCCCUCCGCAUGGGCUCCAACGCCCUCUUCCAGUCUGCCUUCAAGGACUCCUCCACCGGUCACCUCUCCAACCGCGGCCGCGUCCUCUCCGGCUUCGGCGCUGGUGUCCUCGAGGCCCUCGUCAUCGUCACCCCCUUUGAGGUGGUUAAGAUCAGAUUGCAACAGCAAAAAGGUUUGAGCCGUGAGCUUUUAAAGUACAAGGGUCCUAUACACUGUGCAAGGAUGAUCAUUCAUGAAGAAGGCAUUUUUGGGCUCUGGGCAGGAGCAGCACCCACUGUUAUGCGUAAUGGAACAAACCAAGCUGCGAUGUUCACAGCCAAGAAUGCAUUUGAUAUCAUUCUUUGGAAGAAACAUGAAGGGGAUGGAAGAGUGCUUCAGCCAUGGCAGUCUAUGAUUUCUGGGUUCCUGGCAGGGACUGUAGGUCCUGUCUGUACAGGGCCCUUUGAUGUUGUUAAGACAAGAUUAAUGGCCCAAAGCAGAUCAGGUGGUGAGGUCAAAUACAAAGGCAUGAUCCAUGCAAUUAGAACAAUAUUUGCGGAAGAGGGACUGCUUGCUCUUUGGAAAGGGUUGCUUCCUAGGCUUAUGAGGAUUCCGCCUGGGCAGGCUAUAAUGUGGGCUGUUGCUGAUCAAGUGACCGGACUCUAUGAAAGAAGAUACCUACAGAACGCUCACUUAUGAAUUUUUUUUUUACUAAUCCGGCAUCAUCAGAAUUCAAGAAUAAAAAUAUUUUUUCCCUUUUCCUUUCAAAAGCCUUGCUGGGCUUACCCUCUUGAUCAGGGAUAAGGGGUAGGCUGAGGGUUAAAAAUUACAUUUGUUAUUUAGGCAAACUUGUCAGUCUUCUCAAUGCCAAGAUAACUGCUCAUAGAUGUAGCUGGAAUCUACCAGAUAUUGCUUGGCUUUCAGCAUCUGUUUACGUUGUGGUGGCAUCGGUGGCUUGCAUUUAAAUCAGUGCAGCUGUCUCACUACUAUAACUAGAGUUCUUUGCUCCAUGUUGUAGAAUUUCUUUAACAAGAUCUCUAUGUUCAGGUAUACCUUCACUGCUAUAGACAUGUAUUCGAUAAAUUGUGAUGAUGAUAAAAUUUUUUUGGGUAAGCUA
Molecule: messenger RNA, 1475 nt
Organism: Phoenix dactylifera (date palm)
Lineage: Eukaryota; Viridiplantae; Streptophyta; Magnoliopsida; Arecales; Arecaceae
Product: mitochondrial succinate-fumarate transporter 1
Biological process (GO): fumarate transport; succinate transport
Cellular component (GO): mitochondrion
Molecular function (GO): succinate:fumarate antiporter activity
Source: RefSeq, a predicted model, not a curated record